AUGGCGCCUUCAAAAGGCCGCGAUCGACUAGUCGUCGGCAUUGAUUUUGGAACCACUUUCUCUGGCUGUGCGUUUGCUUACAGCGGUGAUCCUGAAUCUGCAGACGAGAUCGAGACCGUCCAGAACUGGCCGGGUUCUAGAGGUGUCACAUCUGACAAAGUUCCUUCUGAGCUGAUCUACGAGACCGCUACAUCGACCUCGGGAGUCAAGCGUAGCUGGGACGGCGAAGUUAUCAGCAACACCAACAUUCGCUGGGGCCUUGAGAUCAAGAACGACGAGACCCGCUUGCGCUGCUUGAAACUUCUACUUGAUCCGAGACAAAGACUCCCAGACUAUGUUUCUCAAGAUGAGCUGUACAAAGAGCUCAAGAAAAGCGGCAAGACCGUUGAAGAAGCUGUCUCCGACUAUCUUACCGAGAUUUAUCGCCGGGCUAAAGAGGCCUUGGUUAAGCGUUUCACCCAGCAUAUGGUCUCAACAACGACAAUCGAAGUCGUUCUUACUGUUCCGGCUGUCUGGACUGAUGCUGCAAAAGACGCCACUCUCAAGGCCGCCGAGAAAGCUGGCAUGGGCCCCGAGCUAUACAUGAUUAGUGAGCCCGAAGCUGCCGCAAUCUAUGCACUGAAAUCUAUGGGUAACAAACAGAAGCUGCUCAAGGUGGGAGACAACUCCAUUGUCUGUGACGCCGGUGGAGGUACCAUUCGCUCCUUAUCGCCUCUCCGCCUCGAGGAGUCUGCGACGGGUACUGGAGCACUAUGCGGUGGUGUUUUUCUCAACAUGAGGUUUCGAAACCUCGUAGAGUCUCGAAUGGGCGCUCAAGCGUUCAAGGACCUCUGUGAGCAGAAGCCUAAAUGCAUGAAUGUUGCACUCGCCGAAUUUGAGAACUACGUCAAACGCAAUUUCGAUCCUCUGAGCAGUCAGUGUACAUACGAUGCCAGCAGCUUCAACAUCCCAUUUCUGGGCGCUCCUGACAAUGCUGCCAUGGGUAUUGAUUCUGGAUUCUUCAUCCUCUCGUCAGCAGAAGUCGCAGAAGUCUUCAGGCCUUUGGUAACUUCAGUAAUUGAUCUCGUCGAAAGACAACGCAUCACACUCGCAGCGCAUGACAAGACAGCUAAGGGUGUUGUGCUAGUUGGGGGAUUUGGGCAGUCCGAUUUUCUUCAUACGAGCUUGAAACAACGCUUUGCUGAUGAGGACCCACCACCGACAUACACUCGAACAACAGAAGAUCCACAGCCUGAGUUAGAGGGACCAAGAUUCAUUGUCAUAAAGCCUAAGAACUCUUGGACUGCAGUCGUCAGGGGCGCAGUCUUGUCCAAUCUGGAGGAAAAACUCGUCCUGAGUAGAAAGGCAAGGCGUCACUACGGCAUUGUAUGCAACCAGCUCUGGGACGCCUUGAGACACUCGUGGUCGGUCAGGUAUCUGGAUCCUCUUGCGCAAGAGUUCAGAGCAAGAAACCAGAUGUCAUGGCACGUCAAGGUGGGCCAGGAUAUGCCAACCAGAUCGCCUAUUACCCUCCCAUUCUACAUCACGACUGCAUGGGAUGAUGGCUACCCCGAUAACCAUACCGUCAAGAUCAUGAUCUGUGACGAGAAGAUCGCACCACAGGAGUACAACGACCAGGCAGAGAUUCGCAAGCUUUGCACGAUCGACGCCAACCUCCGCAGGAUUCCUCGCAGAAGUUUUAAGAAGAAGACCAAGAAUGGCAAAUCGUACCGCCAACUCGACUUCGAGAUCGGUAUGCAGAUCGACAGUGGCGGAUUGGUAUUCGAUUUGAGAGUCAAUGGUAUCGUCUACGGUACAGUCAAGGCUACUUACGAAUAA
This is a messenger RNA of Aureobasidium vineae, 1818 nucleotides long. The record is from the annotation of a GenBank genome assembly. Lineage: Eukaryota; Fungi; Ascomycota; Dothideomycetes; Dothideales; Saccotheciaceae.